Molecule: messenger RNA, 1763 nt
Organism: Cuscuta epithymum
Lineage: Eukaryota; Viridiplantae; Streptophyta; Magnoliopsida; Solanales; Convolvulaceae
Source: the annotation of a GenBank genome assembly
UAUAUAUAAAUAUGAAACAUCACAUAAACAUAAACGUUUAAUUCCUCAAUGGAGGUUCAUAUGGUUGUGUGUAUUGGGUAUAAUACACACAACCACAAUCAUUAAUUAAUCUAAAAAAGCAUCAUAUCUCAAUCAAAUUCAUGCAAGAUGGCAUGGAUUUGGAAAUGCUUGAUGCUUUUUCUUGUGUUGUUUGGAGAUCAUGUCAUUGUGGAUUGCUUUAUAGGCAUCAAUUGGGGUAGAUCGGCAUCACAAAACUUGGUGCCGUCAAUGGUGGUGGAUUUGCUUUUACAAAACGACAUCCCCAACCUUAGAAUAUAUGGUCCUAAGCCUAGCAUUCUUGUCGCCUUUGAAGGCAGCCCCACCGCCAUUGCCGUCACCAUAAUGAAAGACUUUGUCAUGAGGAAGAAAUGGACCAAUGUCAAGAGCAUGGAUGACAUGCUCGAAAAUCUCAUCAUCCCGCCCAUACAAAGAGGUGUUAACAUUCAGACUUUGAUUAUAGUUCAUGAGCCGUUCACUAUGGUAAGACCAAUACUCUGGAAUAUAACGGACGUGUUCAGACAGACUCGGGCAUCACUGGACAAUAACAACCUUAAGUACAUCAGGACGACGACCAGUCAUUUCACCGACGUGAUAACCAUGACGAAGAAGCCGUCGGAGGCCGAUUUCCGGCCAGACAUCAAAGGGACGAUGAUGGGGUUACUGGAGAUAAUCAACAAAACCAACUCCUUCUUCACCUACAACAUAUUCCCGAUCACUUCUGUCGAGCAAUACAAGUGGCCCAUGGAAUUCGGGUUUAUGGAUAACAAGUCCAAUUUCACCGUCGUCGACGGCGCGUACACUUACACGAACGCUUUCGAGUUCUUAUUCGACGCGCUAGUCGUGGCCUUGGAGAAGGCGGGGUACCCGGACAUGGAGAUCCAGAUCGGGCAGAUCGGGUGGCCGACGGACGGAUCCAAGGACGCCACCGUCGAGAACGCGGAGCGGUUCUACCGGAGCUUCAUCCCGCACAUCGUGAAAAACAGGGGAACGCCGCGGCGGCGGAACAUAUCGAUCGAUGUGUACCUCAAUUCUCUCGGAGACGAGAACCGGAACAUCAUAGAGUACGGCGCGUAUCAACGCCACUUCGGGAUCUACGCGUACGACGGAUCUCCCAAAUUCCCGAUCGAUAUCUCGGGAAAUGGCCGGACGGUGUACCCGACGGAGGCGAAGGGGACGGUGAAAUCGCCGUCACGGUGGUGCAUUUUCAAAGGAGACAUGAGCAAUAAGGCGUUGGUGGAGGCGCAAGUGGCGGCGGCGUGCAAUAUGUCGGACUGCACGGAAUUGCUUCCCGGCGCGUCGUGCGGACGCAUCGGCUACGCCGACCGGGUCUCGUAUGCUUUCAACGCGCUGUAUCAAAUACAGAACCAGGAGAAUCAGGCCGGAGCUUGCGAGUUUGCGGGGUUGGGUGCGUUGACGCCGAUCGAUCCCUCGAUCGGAGAAUGCAAAUACCCGGUGGGGAUUUUGACGGCGGAGACGGUUGAUGGCGGUAUUCAAUUGGCAGAAAACGUUUUUAAUUAUGCUCUUAAUACUGGCAUUAGCUCUUCUGCUUCACCUGCAUGUAACAUUUCAUUAGAACAAGUGUUUUUUGUUCUACCCAUGUAUAUAAUCUUCCUUGUUUUGAUCACUAAAUGACAAUUUUUGUUUGUAGUUUUUUUUACUUCAUUGUUUGCUGCUGCAAAUCUGAACAUUCUCACUACUCCGUAUAUUUUAAGGGUUUAUUCAGC